Boleophthalmus pectinirostris (great blue-spotted mudskipper) is the source of this 2859-nucleotide messenger RNA. RefSeq names its product DEAD (Asp-Glu-Ala-Asp) box polypeptide 54 (gene ddx54). Gene Ontology annotation, cellular component: nucleus. Gene Ontology annotation, molecular function: RNA helicase activity; ATP binding; RNA binding. The transcript has 20 exons. The record is from RefSeq and is a predicted model, not a curated record. Lineage: Eukaryota; Metazoa; Chordata; Actinopteri; Gobiiformes; Gobiidae. Bases 164 to 2722 code for a protein of 852 amino acids.
UGACAGAGGAAGGAAGAAAACUACGAAGAAGUCUACACGUGUUUUUCUAACAUGUCUGCCCUCUCUGUUAUUUUGUGUUAAAUAGACCUGUAAUCUUUUUUAUUCAGUACUCGUUUUAUACGCCUUUACGCUUAGAUCCGGAGAGUAAAAAGCACAAGGGAAAAUGGGCCAGAGAAAGAAGAAACUAACGAAGAAAAAAAGACACAACAACAAUAAGGAGAUGGAAGACUCUGACAGUGGAGAUUUUGAACUGGCAGCAGAAAUAAAAGACGAUGACACGCCGGGGAGAAAACUUCAGAGGUUCCCAACAUCAGACUGUCUAUCAGAUGUUGAGCCUGAUACCAGGGAGAUGGUCCGGGCACAAAACAAGAAGAAGAAGAAAUCUGGAGGAUUUCAGUCCAUGGGACUUAGUUACCCAGUAUAUAAGGGUGUUAUGAAGAAGGGAUACAAAGUCCCUACUCCAAUACAAAGAAAAACUAUCCCAGUCAUUUUGGAUGGCAAAGAUGUUGUUGCUAUGGCCAGGACAGGUAGCGGCAAAACUGCUGCCUUUCUCAUUCCUAUGUUUGAGAAACUGAAGGCACCUCAGGCCAAGACUGGUGCAAGGGCCCUCAUUCUGUCUCCAACCAGAGAACUGGCACUACAGACCAUGAAGUUCACUAAAGAGUUAGGAAAGUUCACAGGACUAAAAACUGCUUUGAUCCUUGGUGGAGAUAGUAUGGAUGACCAAUUUGCUGCCCUGCAUGAAAACCCUGACAUAAUUAUUGGUACACCUGGUCGUCUCAUGCACGUUGCGAAAGACAUGAAUCUCAAGUUACACAGUGUGGAAUAUAUAGUUUUUGAUGAGGCAGACAGGUUAUUUGAAAUGGGUUUUGCUGAUCAGCUUCAAGAAAUAAUACAGAGACUCCCAGACACUAGACAAACUCUACUGUUUUCUGCCACUCUUCCAAAACUGUUGGUGGAGUUUGCCAGAGCUGGGCUCACUGAACCAGUGCUUAUUCGCUUAGAUGUAGACUCCAAGCUUAGUGACCUGAUAAAGCUUUCUUUCUUCCAUUGCCGUGCCGAUGACAAGCCUGCCCUUUUACUUCACCUUCUGAGAAAUGUUGUUAAGCCUCAAGAGCAAACUGUGGUUUUUGCAGCCACCAAACAUCAUGUAGAGUACCUUAAAGAGCUGCUGUCCUCUGAGGGAAUAGAAUGUGCCUACAUAUACAGUGCUCUUGACCAGACGGCCAGAAAGAUAAACAUAGGGAAGUUUGUACAUAGGAAAGCAAUGGUACUUCUUGUCACAGAUGUGGCUGCUCGUGGUAUAGACAUCCCCCUGCUGGACAAUGUCAUCAACUACAACUUUCCCUCUAAAGCCAAGCUCUUCUUGCACAGAGUUGGUAGAGUUGGCCGUGCUGGUCGCAGUGGCACAACUUACAGUAUCAUUUGUCCCGAUGAGAUGCCGUAUGUUUAUGACCUUCACCUGUUUCUGGGGAGACCUGUGCAGUUAGCCACACCUGAACACUCUCAGGAUGCAGAUGGUGUGCUUGGACGUGUACCUCAGAACAUACUGGAUGAUGAAAGUGCUCAUUUAAUUACUUCCCAUGAAAAUUCUCUGGAAUUGCAAAACCUUCAUAGAGUGUCCGAGAAUGCCUACAAGCAGUACCUCAAGUCCCGCCCAAAUCCUUCACCAGAGUCAGUUAGGCGUGUGAAAGGCAUUGACUUGUCUUGCAUGGCAGUUCACCCAUUACUUAGUUCUGGUCUGGAGAAGAUGGAGCUUGAACGUCUUCAAAUUGUUGACGCAAUUAAGAGCUACAAAUCCAAAUCUACAAUUUUUGAGAUAAAUUCAAACAGUAAAACCUCUGCCAGUGAAGUAAUGCGAGCAAAGCGCUGCAAAGAUGACAGCCUUGUCAACAAGUUCAGCAAGCGUAAAGAGACUGUUGAAAGUGAAUCUCUGCCACAACUACAUCAGAAAACCACAGGUGAUGAUGACUCCAUGAAGACUGAAGACAUGGAAGUAGAAAAUAUUGAGGGGUUGUUUUCAGAUGUUGUUGGUGGAAGGAAAAGAUCACACGAACAUGAUACUGAGGGAAAAACAAAAAACAAAAAAAGUAGAUCAACAGGCAGAGAUGACGAAUAUUAUAUCCCAUACCGACCCAAAGAUUUUAAUUCUGAGAGGGGAUUAAGUCUUGGUGGUGAGGGUACAUCAUUUGAACAACAGGCCUCUACUGCUCUCCUGGACCUGAUGGGAGAUGAGGGUGACAAGUUAAACCAACACAAGAACAUGAUGAAAUGGGACCGCAAAAGGAAGCGUUUUAUCAGAGACACUGGAAAAGAGGACAAAAAGAAGAUCAAAACAGAAAGUGGACAAGUGAUCAGCAAGAAAAGCAAGAAGAACUUUUAUGAAGAGUGGAAAAAGAAAUACAAAGUUGAUGACAUUGGCUCUGACAAUGAAACUGGAGGAAUGAGGGGUCCAAGAGGUCGUGGUCAUGGUCGCCAUGGUCCAGCAGGUAAAAGUCCUGGAGGGCCACAGGAGACUGCUGGGGGCCGCAAAAUCCGCUCAGAGCUGAAGACGAGUCAACAAAUACUAAAGCAACGCAAGAAGAAGCAGAAACAACAGUUCCUGCAGAGUGGAGGGCUGAAGAAACUGCACUCCAAAAACAGACAGUUUGCCAGAGAAAUGAAGAAAUCAGGUUUUGGACGUGGAGGCAUGAAAAAGGGCAAAAUGAGAAAAAAACUAUGAAAAGAGACAGCUAUGUGUCAAUGUCAGUGUACUCAUUAACAAUGAGUGACAACAUGACAACAUAAACAUUUUAUGACCAUUGAUUCCUGUGUUACGAUCUAGAGUAUUCUUGAUAUUAAAUGUAUAACAAACUAAGA